Molecule: messenger RNA, 2700 nt
Organism: Physcomitrium patens
Lineage: Eukaryota; Viridiplantae; Streptophyta; Bryopsida; Funariales; Funariaceae
Product: protein IQ-DOMAIN 3
Molecular function (GO): protein binding
Source: RefSeq, a predicted model, not a curated record
UCUGAUGGGUAAGGGAGUUGUUGGGGUUCUGGUGAAGAGACCGAGGAGAGCCACCCUGCACAUUUCUUGGGAUAGAGGCACCAGUACCUCCACGGUAGUCUAGCCACUCGUGCUCAGCUCUCCUGCCACCUCCUUUCAUUCCUCACGAUUCCGUAGCAUUACCUUUAGCCUGAGCCCUAGCCGUUGCUCGUACAGUCGCAUUACUGUAACGUAGUUGAGUUAGGAUGUGUCGCUCUUGCUGUCACUGUCCUUGCUCCGGAAUCUUGCAGAGUGAGUGCGUGUAGUUUUCACUUUUAGCGAUCAGGAUGGAGUUGGGAUACGGAAGUCAGCUUUCUGAAGGAUGAGACAAUAUCGUAUGUGGGGUGGAUGGCGUUACUCACUCGCUAACAUCACAUGACACGCUUUUCAUCACAAUGUUGGCCUCGCACUUUGUCGGUUAUGAAAAACUGUAGGCUGGCGAUCUGAGUAGGAAGGCGGGUUGCGUAGGCAGUCACCGGCUGAAGGCUUAGGUUGAUUCCAGCAGACUUGGCGUUCGCUGAAUGUGGGUGUAGCGUUUCUCAGCAGAGACGGGGUUUUGGAAGUGCUUGGCGGCGGUUUUGACGGGGCUGGAGAGGUGAAGGUAUUCCUGAAGGGUCUUUCGAAUUGGCAUUGAGGAAUUUCUAUCGAAGACUACAUUGUCUUCGGUGAAGGUUUACGAGCGAAAAGUGUCCACGAUCGAGUUUUUCUUGGCCACGCCCGUCGCCUCUGGUUAAAGCUGGAAGUUUAAAUCUACGGAGCCUGCUCUGCUUGGGAGGACUUCGAAAAGCGUCACAUACUAUCUAUCAAACACUUCUUGUUGCACAGUAGAAGCAUUCAGACGUAUAAGCAACGAGUAAUCUUCUUAAUUUUCGCAAGGAUAAAUAUGGGGAAGAAAGGGAGGUGGCUUACUUCUGUCAAGAAAGCUUUUCGACCUCCUAUCAAAGAUGGAGAUGAUGAAGAAAAUGAGCCCAAGGAUCUGGAUCUUUUUGGUGACAUUCGUCCUCUGGCGGUGGACAAGCCAAAGCCCAAACCUCGGCGGUGGAGCUUUGGCAAGUUAGCGUUGUCAGAAGACAAGGAGUCGGAGAAGAGAAAAGACGAUGCUAACCAAAGAGAAGCAGUUUUGUCCAACAGCAAAUUUGCUAUGUACAUGUAUCCAUCCCAAGAAGAAUGGGCAGCCGUGGUUAUUCAAACUGCUUUUCGAGGUUACCUGGCCAGGAAAGCGUUACGUUCUCUGAGGGGUUUAGUCAGACUUCAGGCUUUUGUUCGAAGCCACAGAGUGAUGCGACAGGCAACUACCACCAUGAGAAGCAUGCAGGCACUUGCUCGCGUUCAGGGUAGAAUAAGAUCUCAUCGUAUUCGGAUGUCGGAUGAAGGUCUAGCUGCGCAGCACCAGAUAUGGCAUCGGGGUCAGCCUUUAUCCAAAAAAGCUUCGGACGGGCUGACUGAAGCGGGAUGGAAUGAUAGCAACCUAAGCGCACAGCAAAUCGAGGCUAAAGUACAGGAAAGGCAAGUGGCGGCUCUCAAACGAGAGAGAGCUUUGAACUAUGCAAGAACUCAGCAGCUCCGAAAGGUAGCGCCAAAGCAGGUGCUACCACUGUUCAUCGAGUGUGAAUCUGAGAAGCCCCAUUGGGGAUGGAGCUAUAUGGAACGAUGGUCAGCAUCCCGGCCCUGGGAGAACCGCAUCUUCGAAAACCCUUCAGUUUUCAAAGACGUCCAGGAUAGUCAAGUAACCAAGAGCUUUGACGUAAGCUCUACAAAGAAUGUGAAAGACGCAAGGCGUGCGAGUCUGAAUGCGACUCCACCUCCUCAAGUCCGAGCAAGCUCAGACUUUAUCAAAGCCAAAUCGGGCGAACUUCCUAUGAAUGCACAUGGCCUUCGAACCUCAGGACUUCUCAACAGCCAAGGUCAGCCCAUUCCCGGUUCAGGUUACAAGCAGUCCCGUGCUACCAGCCCCAGAAGUGACCAUCAAGACGAUAUGGAUGAAGACAGGACUGGAGGACUAGCUACAGCUCGAUCUACAACAGCCAUUCUUACGGAUCCUCAGUUCGGGACUCGGUAUAGUAACACUGGUCCUGUUAAGAAUGGUGUUAUUGUUGAUAACGAGGUGAAGAGCCCCCCUAUCGUUGCCGGCCACUUACAACAAACGCAGAGUGUAAGGAACAAAGCUAGGGCUCUGAGCCAGCCCAAGCAAAGGCCAGGUGGAGUUGGUGGGUUCAAGACUCCUGCAACCAUGAAGCGGCUGUCAUAUCCGAAGUCAGAACUCGCUGUCACUCCAAGACCUGAAGACGGGAGUAAUCCUAAGUUUUCUGGCCAACUUGGAAAGCCUUCGAAUCCUAAAUUGCCUGCCCGUCCUAAAAGUGGUGUGCUUCCGGGACCUACCCAGUAUAUCUAGAUAUCAACAAUGGCCUCUUAUGGAUCCAAUUCUGACCCAUGUGAGAGUUCAAUUUCUGAUUUUUAAUUUUUCUUUUUCUUUUUCUGUUGAGGACACAGGAUAAAUGCUCUCAAUUCGCUUCCCGUGUUUACUUUUCCUGUAGAAAAAGAGCAAACGCAGAAGUGAUGCAUAAGGUUUGUCAUAGAUCCUGCUGAUCAUUUCAUGUAUUUCUGAGAUUCAUUAUUUGUAAAACUUUCAGCUGGUUACUGGGUCUAUUGGUUUAAUAAAUGUAUAUGACAUCUCUUUUCCUC